GAUGGCGAGGAUGCAGCUGGUGCGACUAACGCUUGUAGCUGUGCUGGCAUGUCUGGCCUUGGCACCACCAGCACACGCGGACGAGCUGAUGGAUGAGUUGCUAAACGACUUUGACGACGAAGACGAGGCGCUGCUGCGGCACAUCGAGGCCAAGCACGUAAGUCGCGAUUACGAACAGGAAGACCAGAUGGCCCGUGAGCUCGCUGCCCGUAUUGCUGCCGAACACUACGGACAUGAGGGACAGGAAGAAGAGGAAGCUAUGCUUGAUGGCCAAGCGCCGCGCCUGAUAGACCCAUGUAAGGGUGUCCGGUGUGGUGCCGGCCGUGUCUGCCAGGCGAACAUUGAGGAGCAUCGGGGUGAGUGCGUCUGCAUCCCUGAAUGUCCCGCCGAGACGGAUCCGCGACGCAAAGUGUGUACCAACCGGAACGAAACCUGGGACUCGGCGUGCGAAGUGCAUCGUCAGCGUUGCCUGUGUAACACGGCCGAUCCAGCCUGCCGGCACGUAGAGUUGAGGCAUGUACACAUCGAUUACUAUGGUACCUGUCGCGAGAUGCCCGAGUGUAGCGAGAAUGAUCUGGCCGACUUCCCGCGCCGCAUGCGCGACUGGCUGUUCAACGUGAUGCACGACCUGGCGGUACGCAACGAGCUGCCGGAAGCCUACAUGGAGCUGGAGCACGAGGCCGAAACAAACAUGACCAAGCGCUGGACGAACGCUGCGAUCUGGAAGUGGUGCGAGUUGGAUGGGCAUCCGCAUGACAAUACCGUAUCCCGGCACGAGCUGUUCCCGAUCCGGGCCCCGCUGUUCGCACUCGAACACUGCAUCGCACCAUUCCUGGAAAACUGUGACCCGAACCGGGACCACCGCAUCUCACUGCAGGAAUGGGGCAAAUGUUUGGAGCUCGAGGAGGAAGAUUUGACAGCGCGCUGUGCGGAAAUUUCCAAGGAAGAGGACCAAAACUCCUCCGACCCGCACGAUGCUUUCGUUUAGUACGAAGAUACCCUCCCCAUUUCCACCUGUUUGCUUCCUAUCCUCCGUCUUAUACCAGUCUCACGGCGAAAGGGUUCCGCAUUUCUGACCGGAUCCGCAAGAAUACUGGAAGUCUAUCCACAGAUGCGAGAUACUCGAACAGCCUUAUUGACAGCCCUCUGCUACUGCAACCAAUUGUACACCAGUAUAUAUAGCAAUCUUCUUCACAGGCUAAGAGCCGUUCGUGCUUCUUGACAUAAAUUUCCUUUUAGUAAAACUAAUCCAAUCCAUAUAACCGCUCCGAAGGCGUGUGAUUAUUGAAGGUGGGACAAGUCUUCUGAUUAGAAGCGCACACUACUUGCAACUCCAGUUUGUCCAACAACCCAACUCUAACCUGUCCCGUAUGGACAUAGUACUAUUCUUUUGUGAAUUCAUCUAGAAGCUACCCGUCUUUCGAUCACAUUGAGCGUGUACCUGGAAAAUUGCCGUUCCCCGUGUCCCUGUUUCAAUAAAAAAAAACGGACCUCGUAUUGCGCUCUCACCUUCAAAAAUCAUGAUGUAU
Molecule: messenger RNA, 1529 nt
Organism: Anopheles moucheti
Lineage: Eukaryota; Metazoa; Arthropoda; Insecta; Diptera; Culicidae
Gene: SPARC
Product: SPARC
Exons: 1
Coding region: 2-988 (328 amino acids)
Biological process (GO): anatomical structure development
Molecular function (GO): calcium ion binding; collagen binding; protein binding
Source: RefSeq, a predicted model, not a curated record